UGGCGGUCUCCCAUCCGGGAGGAACCAAACCGGAAGUGACGCGAGCGAGUUCCGGUUGGCCGAAGCCCAGCGGCGGGUGUGAGUCUAUCAGGAGCCGCUUCCAGGAUCCUGAGAUCCGAAGAAGCCGGGGUGUGAGCAGCUCCCCAAGAAUUAUUGCUCUAUGAAAUGGCAGAGAAUGGAAAAAAUUGUGACCAGAGACGUGUAGCAAUGAACAAGGAGCAACAUAAUGGAAACUUCACAGACCCCUCUUCACUGAAUGAGAAGAAGAAGCGGGAUCGGGAAGAAAGGCAGAAUAUUGUUCUGUGGAGACAGCCAUUCAUUACCUUGCAGUAUUUUUCUCUGGAAACCCUAGUAAUCUUGAAGGAAUGGACCUCAAAAUUAUGGCAUCGUCAGAGCAUUGUGGUAUCUUUUUUACUUCUGCUUGCCGUGCUUAUAACUACGUAUUAUGUUGAAGGAGCACAUCAACAGUAUGUGCAACGUAUAGAGAAACAAUUUCUUUUGUAUGCCUACUGGAUAGGCUUAGGAAUUUUGUCUUCUGUUGGACUUGGAACAGGGCUGCACACCUUUCUGCUUUAUCUGGGUCCACAUAUAGCUUCAGUUACAUUAGCUGCUUAUGAAUGCAAUUCAGUGAAUUUCCCUGAACCACCCUAUCCUGAUCAGAUUAUUUGUCCAGAUGAAGUGGGCAUUGAAGGAGCCAUUUCUUUGUGGAGCAUCAUCUCAAAAGUUAGGAUUGAGGCCUGCAUGUGGGGUAUUGGUACAGCAAUCGGAGAGCUGCCUCCAUAUUUCAUGGCAAGGGCAGCUCGCCUCUCAGGUGCUGAACCAGAUGAUGAAGACUAUCAGGAAUUUGAAGAGAUGCUGGAACAUGCAGAGGCUGCACAAGACUUUGCCUCCCGGGCUAAACUGGCAGUUCAAAACCUAGUACAGAAGGUUGGAUUUUUCGGAAUUUUGGCCUGUGCUUCAAUUCCAAAUCCUCUGUUUGAUCUAGCUGGAAUAACAUGUGGACAUUUUCUUGUACCUUUUUGGACCUUCUUUGGUGCAACGCUGAUCGGAAAAGCAAUAAUUAAAAUGCAUAUCCAGAAAAUAUUCGUUAUAAUAACAUUCAGCAAACACAUAGUGGAGCAGAUGGUGGCUUUCAUUGGUGCUGUCCCUGGCAUAGGUCCUUCUCUGCAGAAGCCAUUCCAGGAAUACCUGGAAGCUCAGCGGCAAAAGCUUCACCACAAAAGCGAAAUGGGCACCCCCCAGGGAGAAAACUGGUUGUCCUGGAUGUUUGAGAAGUUGGUCGUUGUCAUGGUGUGUUACUUCAUCCUGUCCAUCAUUAACUCCAUGGCACAGAGUUAUGCCAAACGAAUUCAGCAACGGUUGAACUCAGAGGAGAAAACUAAAUAAGCAGAGAAAGUUUAAAAAAAAAAAAAAAAUGCAGAAAUUAGAAUGAAUGGGUUCUGCUUUAAAUUGGGAGGACUCCAAACCAGGGAGGAAAAUUCCCUUUUCCAACCUGUAACUGUUUUAAAAAUUUUCUUCCUGAAAGCAAUUUAGUCCACAUUUUGCACUGACAUACUUUUCCUUUCUAUGUUAAGGUAAGGUAUCCACCCCUCAGUUCAAUCGGAGUUAUAUUUCACUAGGGUGGAGUGUGAUGUUCAGUGGCAAACUUAGCAGAAAUUGGCCUUCUGUUUGCCACCUUCAGAAGGGCCACAUGGUAUAAUUAGAAAAUCCCUGCCACACACACACUAAAAAGGUCAUAAGUAUGUCAAGCUUUUUGGGCUUGUCAUAAAUGAUUGCUUUCUUUUUCUAAGUCAUCCGAAUGUAUAUAAAUUAUACUAGAUUGGAUAACAGUCUCGCAUGUCUAUCAUGGUAAAAUUCAAUAUGCCUUCCUACCCUCAAAAAAGGCCAUUUUAUGAUGCAUUGCACACCCUCUGGGGAAACUGAUCCUUAAAUUUUGAGACAGUAUAAGGAAAAUCUGGUUGAUGUCUCACAAAUGAGCUGAUGCCAUUUUUUUAUUCUGUAUAUUUAAAAUGAAGUCAAGAAAAAACUUUAUAAAGAUGUCUUUGAUCAUUCCAAAA
Molecule: messenger RNA, 2057 nt
Organism: Choloepus didactylus (southern two-toed sloth)
Lineage: Eukaryota; Metazoa; Chordata; Mammalia; Pilosa; Megalonychidae
Gene: VMP1
Product: vacuole membrane protein 1
Exons: 12
Coding region: 166-1386 (406 amino acids)
Biological process (GO): Golgi organization; autophagy
Cellular component (GO): endoplasmic reticulum; membrane; endomembrane system
Source: RefSeq, a predicted model, not a curated record